UUUGUUUCUGAAUCUGGCAACCCGGGACGAUCCCAGCCGGCUUAGCGCGUGUUGCCUUCUUCCUUCCUUCCCUCAUUCAGCUGAACGUCCGCACAAGGCAGUCGGCUUCUAAGCAUCAUGUCGAAAGUUGCGGACACUAAGCUCUACGACAUCCUCGGCGUCUCCCCGUCGGCCUCUGAAAAUGAACUUAAGAAGGCCUACCGCAAAUUGGCUAAAGAGUACCAUCCUGACAAGAACCCAGAUGCUGGAGACAAGUUCAAAGAAAUCAGUUUUGCAUAUGAAGUACUGACAACCCCAGAGAAGAAGGAGCUCUAUGACCGCUAUGGAGAACAGGGACUACGGGAGGGUGGAGGCGGUGGGCCGGGUAUGGACGAUAUCUUCUCUCACAUUUUUGGCGGAGGACUCUUUGGGUUCAUGGGGGGACAGGGCAGAGGCCGCAACGGAGGACGGAGGCGAGGCGAAGACAUGGUGCACCCUCUGAAAGUUUCACUUGAAGACCUCUACAAUGGUAAAACUACUAAACUCCAGCUGAGCAAGGAUGUGCUUUGUGGUGCCUGCAAUGGUCAGGGGGGCAAGGCAGGCGCAGUGCAGAAGUGUGUGGCAUGCAGAGGACUAGGUAUGAGGGUGGUCAUCAGACAGCUGGCCCCUGGUAUGGUCCAACAGGUGCAGUCAGUCUGUACAGACUGCAAAGGAGAGGGCGAGUUCAUCAAUGAGAAGGAUCGCUGUAAAAAGUGUGAAGGUCGUAAAGUUAGUCAGGAAACAAAGCUGCUAGAGGUACACGUGGACAAAGGCAUGAGACACGGACAAAAGAUCACAUUCACCGGGGAAGCUGACCAAACGCCAGGCCUGGAACCCGGAGACAUUGUCCUGGUCCUACAGGAGAAAGAACACGAGGAAUUCCGCCGAGAAGGCAGCGACCUUCACAUGGUGCAGCGCGUUGGCCUGGUUGAGGCUCUGUGUGGCUUCCAGAUGACUGUCACACACCUAGAUGGACGCCAGCUGCUUGUCAAGUACCCACCUGGCAAGGUCAUAGAACCAGGCUGCAUUCGCAUGGUGAAGGGAGAGGGAAUGCCACAGUACAGAAACCCCUUUGAGAAGGGAGACCUCUACAUUAAGUUUGAUGUGCAAUUCCCGGAAAACAACUGGAUUAGCCCCGAGAAACUGAACGAGCUGGAGUGCCUGCUGCCGAGCCGCGCUGAAGAUCCCCUCAUUUCCGCUGACGCUGAGGAAGUGGACCUGACGGAUUUUGACAGGAGUCAAGGGUCGGGUGGGGGCGCCCGGAGAGAGGCCUACAAUGACAGCUCCGACGAGGAGGGCGGCCAUCACGGCCCGGGGGUCCAGUGCGCGCACCAAUAGAGAAGACAUUGACGCGUUUACAUUGCACCAUCCUUCCAGCCCCACUGACUUGACACACACAUCUCCUGUCACAGAGACUAACCCAACACACAUACACACACUUUCACCCUCCUCAGUUCUACGGUGCCCAUAAGAGAUGCUGGAGUCGUGGUGAUCAUUUUGUGUUUAAUGGACGGUAGUGCUCAGCAAAACCUCAGCCCAAAAUUGACUCAGACAUCCACGUUGGCUGUUCACUCUGACAAACAUCAGUCGGUCUAGUGUAAAAAUAAAUAAAAAAAAAAAAGUGAAUAUUGUCGACUAGUGUACAUGGUUUAGUGUAAUCUAUCACACACAAGCAUGCUGCUUACCUGCUGACGUCGUCAUACAACCUGGGCCCACACAUGCACGCACACACAAUCUUGUGACAUCAAAGACAACGUCAAGCCUGAAGAGUCCACACAGCUUCAUCCUCAGCCAUGAUUUUCCAAAAUGGUCACCCAUGCUGUCUCCUCGCUAGAAAAUGAAGUCCUGUGUUGUAGUUUCUAUCUUUGAAGUUUUGUUAGUGUGUUUCUUGAGACCACUCAACAUAAUCUGUGAACUUGAAUGUUGCAACCUUUUAGGAUGAUCGCUAUUGCUGCCUUGUGUUUAAGCUGUAAAAUAACAUGUGCGGAUGCUGUCAAACUAUUGAAUGUUUGCCAAGAAAUCUCCCACACCCAUGUCAACGGCCCCCAACUCAUAAGGGCAAAAGACCACCAUAAAUAGCCUAAUUGUUAGAAAACAACCUGUUACUUUGGAGAUUUGCCCCCAAACCUUGUCAACACAACCUCAGCCUUUUUAUUGGAUUAAUAAAACAGUGCCCUGUAUAGUACUGAACUCUUAGCGGCCAACUUUAUAUGAUGGACGUUCUGAUGCUUCAGUGUGAACAUUUGGUCGCGGGGUUGUCAUCAAGUGAUAUUACUGUUACUGCUUAAGUUUGUCCAGAUAAUUAAACUGCAUAAUAAACAAUCUGCAAGUCCA
Messenger RNA from Phycodurus eques (leafy seadragon), 2352 nucleotides. It is a transcript of the gene dnaja2b, whose product is annotated as DnaJ heat shock protein family (Hsp40) member A2b. Gene Ontology annotation, molecular function: ATP binding; Hsp70 protein binding. The record is from RefSeq and is a predicted model, not a curated record. Gene Ontology annotation, cellular component: cytoplasm; cytosol. Bases 118 to 1356 code for a protein of 412 amino acids. Gene Ontology annotation, biological process: protein refolding; response to heat. The transcript has 9 exons. Lineage: Eukaryota; Metazoa; Chordata; Actinopteri; Syngnathiformes; Syngnathidae.